AUAAAUAUUCACUCUCUCUCUCACCGUUCACUUCCCCAACAACACCAGCCUCAAGAGUCUCUCAUCAGAAACAAACCUGUGAAAAUAUCAAAAACUUUGCGACAAACCCCUAGUGUCACCAAUUUUUUUUUCUCGAGCAGAGAAGAGAGAAACUCUCGCGUUUCUGUCUUUUUUUUUCAAGCAUUUGUGUACGCUAUUGAGAAGGGGGUGCACAUGAAGGGGGUGAGAGUUAAAGAGGAAGACUCGGUGACAUGCGCUGCGGGAUUAUCAUCCUCUUCCUCUUCGACCUUCUCGCCGCAGCCGAUGGAGGGGCUGCACGAGGUGGGUCCGCCUCCGUUUCUUACCAAGACCUUUGAAAUGGUGGAAGACUCGUCGACGGACUCGAUUGUGUCGUGGAGCGGAGCUCGCAACAGCUUCAUCGUUUGGGACCCUAAUAAGUUCUCCAACAUCCUUCUUCCCCGCCACUUCAAGCACAGUAACUUCUCCAGCUUCAUUCGCCAGCUCAAUACAUAUGGUUUCAGAAAGGUUGAUCCUGAUCGAUGGGAGUUUGCAAAUGAAGGGUUUCUAGGAGGACAGAGGCAUCUAUUGAAGACCAUCAAGAGGAGAAGACAAGUCACACAAGGUAUGCAACAACAAGGAGGAGGAGGAGGAGGAGCUUGGGUCGAAGUGGGACAAUAUGGCUUGGAAGGUGAUCUUGAAAGAUUAAAGAGAGAUAGAAGCUUGUUAAUGGCAGAAAUUUUGAGGUUGAGGCAGCAACAACAGACUUCGAGGGUAAAAAUCAUUUCCAUGGAGGAUAGGUUACAGGCCACAGAGAGGAAACAGCAACAGAUAAUGACUUUUCUUGCUAAAGCACUCAGUAACCCAUCAUUUAUCCAGCAAUUUGCUAAGAGGAAUGCUCAAAGGAAAGAAUUGCGAGGUAUUGAAAAUGGAAGAAAGCGGAGAUUGUCCACAAGACCAAGUGUGGAGAAUUUGCCAGAAGUAGAGUCAGCGGUGGCAGGCAGUGGUGGCGAAAUUGUGGAUUACGCAAGCCAAGAGCAAGAAGAAUUGGCAUCCAUGGAGUCAGAAAUAGAGACUUUUUUCUCAGCUGCCUUGGACAAUGAAUCAAGCAGUGAUAUCAAGGAUCCAAUUGAAAUACCCGCAACAAAUGGCGGCAAUUUGGAUUUUGUUAAUGAGUCAAUAUGGGAUGAACUACUGAAUGAUGAUUUGAUUGCUGGCGAUCUACAGGAAAAAGCUGUGGUGGGUGAUCAAUCAGAAAUAGAUGUGGAAGUGGAGUAUUUGUUUGCAAAACCUGCCGACUGGGGUGAGGAUUUGCGAGAACUUGUGGAUCAAAUGGGUCAUCUCAGGUCUAUGCCGUGACCAUAUGCUCAUAUCAGUAUAUAUCACAAAUAAGGCAAAUAUCUGAAUAUAUUCUAUCAGACAUGAUUUUGCGUAUUUUGUAUUUUGGGUUGGUCUCUGCAGCUCUCUGUUCCUCAAUGUCUCAUCGGUAUAUGACUUACAAACUCCGGUUUGAUUAUUUUGUUGCUUUACAGUAUUUAUUUUCUCUGUGAUGAAGGAUGCUUGGUUUCUCAUGAACAGGGAUGAAUAGAGUUGUAAAGAGGCCUGCAGAUUUCGUUCUCCUGCUUCUGUCUCCUUUAAGGAUUAAUCCGGUCAUCCAUAUAUUUUCUACUACUUUUUAGUGCACUUUGAAUCAGUUCCACGGUCUUUGAUUUGCUGUUUUAUUGUCUGCAUUUUGCAGGCGGACCAGCAAACGGGCACCGGCGAGGAGCGGUUUUAUUCAAUGACUCGUCCCCAAGCUCUAUCGUUAUAGUAUCUGCACAUAUAGAAGAUACCUUGCUCAGCUUUCAUAGUAUGGAAUUCCGAUUCGUUUAUUCGAUCGAUGUUGAUAUCAGCCAAGUUUGACGAGUAUAUUAAAUUCCUUCUCCUUUUUCUCUUUCCCUCGCUUGUACAUAGAAAUUAAGUUCUUGUUUAUAUUUGAAUUACUGCUUAUAUUUCCAUUUUUUUUUAUGUUGUUAAUGAGCAGCCUUUGGUUUUCUGGGUAUGUUGGACUCUGAAUAUAUAUAAUAGUCUUUUUGCUGCAUGACAGAAACAUCUCUCUCUCAUAGUUAUGGCUAAUAAGAUCUGUGAAGACUGCAAUUUGAUGAAUACUUUUGGUGUUAUUUAAUCAAGCUGCCCUUAAGGGUAUGAUAUUCGUCUUGGUAAGUUGAGCAGACUCACACUUGGUGGAUUGAGAAGCAUUUAUAUAAUAUAAGGGGUGUCUGCGUGUAAACUCUUGAUCAGGUUCCCCACAGGCAACAGGCUACAGGCUACAGGCUACAGGCUACUAUACAAGAAAGUCGUGUUCCCCUUUUGGAUUUUCCUCGAGGAUAAAUAGCAAUUCAUGCAAGCGUGAUAAAAAAUGAUGGCAUAUUCCAGCAUUGAAAAAGCACUCUAAAACUGAUAAUGAAGAUAUACUUGUACAAAGUUGGUGCUUGAGGAUCGGAAUAGAUACUUGAACAGUGAAAUUGGAAAGAAGACUAUUUAGAUAAGUUUUCAGAAACUGUUUUCAUAUUUUAAGAUAAUAGUAAGCAAAUUUUAGCCGCAAAAGCAAGGGAGAAAUGCUGAGGGAACUAAAUCUUUUACUAACAGAUGGGUUCAUACUGAUGAACAAAUUCUACGUUAUCUUCUUUAGUAAAAGCAAGAAGAUGGUCUAAGGUGUCUAUGUUUGAUGGGGUAGCGUAAAGGAAAUGAAGGAAGGAUGUCUGUGUUUGAUAGGCGGUUAGGAGAAAUCGAGAGUUUUUGGUAGUUGUGAUAAGAAGUUUGGCAAGGUGAGCAUUCAUUGUAGAGGACACGCGUCAAUCAUGCUGAAGAGAGUUGUCAAGCAUGCAUGGAAAAGACGGAAAACGUGGCGGAUGAUCUUAUUAGCGGAAGAGGGAGAUCGAGCUCGUAAAGAUCUAGAGCCUAGAGGGCAUAUGUCAUGACUAAGAAGAGUUUGGCCAAAGCGUGUAGGCGUGUGCCAACUGUGUGAGAAGUCAAGGUCGGUCUCUAUUGAGUUGGAGAUCCAGUUAGCUAAAUAAGUGCUGGCCCACAUUCAACACCAAACUAAAAGAGGGCCCAAUAUAUUCAAGAGGUGCUCCAAGUUCAUCUUAUCCACCGGUGCUAUUUUUCAAUAGGAUGGACCAAGAUGUAUUAUUAUUGAGGGAUUGUUGUUGCAUGACCGAAAGGCCAUUGGACGGCAAUAAUCUCGUUGAACCAAAUCAAUAAGAGUUUAAAGGAUUGUUAUUGCACGGCCGCUGGAUGACCACAAUCCAAUGCUGACA
Molecule: messenger RNA, 3296 nt
Organism: Alnus glutinosa
Lineage: Eukaryota; Viridiplantae; Streptophyta; Magnoliopsida; Fagales; Betulaceae
Product: heat shock factor protein HSF30
Exons: 2
Coding region: 214-1356 (380 amino acids)
Biological process (GO): regulation of transcription by RNA polymerase II
Cellular component (GO): nucleus
Molecular function (GO): DNA-binding transcription factor activity; RNA polymerase II cis-regulatory region sequence-specific DNA binding
Source: RefSeq, a predicted model, not a curated record